CCACCAGAAAAACUGGCUGCUUCUGGUUUCCAGACAUAAAUACAAAGCCGAGCCGGUCGGUCAGAGAACCAGAGAGGCACAAAAGGAGAAGCGGAGCACUCUGAGGGGGAUUUUAUACAGAAGAAGACCAAGAGAGUCAGACUCAACCGAAGAAGAGUUUAGACGGCAUGCAAAGUUGUGAAAUUUCCUCAGACAGCACUGAUGAUCCUCUUAGUAGCGGCUUUCGCCCUCAUCGACAGCCUCGAAUAGUAGUAAUUGGUGCUGGCUUGGCUGGCCUUGCUGCAACAAGGGUCCUACUGAAAAACGGAUUCACGGAUGUCACCGUCCUAGAAGCAUCAGACCACAUCGGUGGAAGAGUUCAGAGUGUUAAGAACGGAGAAGCAACUUUGGAACUUGGAGCUACCUGGAUUCAUGGUGCCAAUGGGAACCCAGUGUACCACCUGGCAGAGGAAAAUGGGCUGCUGGAGCACACCACAGACGGAGAGAGGAGUGUGGGACGCAUCAGCCUGUACACCAAGAACGGUGUGGCUCACUAUCAGACCAAUGUGGGCAAAAGGAUCCCCAAAGACCUGGUGGAGGAAUUCAGUGACCUGUACAAUGAGGUCUAUGAGCUGACUCAGGAGUUCUUCCAGAAUGGGAAACCAGUUUGUGCAGAGAGCCAGAACAGCGUCGGCAUUUUUACUCGAGACUUGGUGCGCAAGAGGAUUAUGGUGGACCCUGAUGAUUCUGAAAGCACCAAGAAGCUCAAACUCUCGAUGCUUCAACAGUACCUCAAGGUGGAGAGCUGUGAGAGCAGCUCUCCCAGCAUGGAUGAGGUGUCUUUGAGUGAGUUUGGAGAGUGGACAGAGAUCCCUGGCGCACAUUAUGUCAUUCCUGAAGGCUUCGUGAAGAUUGUGGACCUCCUGGCCCAGGACAUCCCAUCUCACACCAUCUGCCUUUGCAAACCAGUCCGUUGCAUCCACUGGAAUUACUCAGCACAGCAUCGAGAAGUCAUCGGCAAGGGCAGCCAUGUCAAGAUGGAGGACAACCACAACGACAACAACCACAGCCACCAACGUAACGAGGAACCCCUGAUCCUGGGUCAGCCCAUUUGGGUGGAGUGCGAGGAUGAGGAGUGGAUCCCAGCAGACCACGUCAUCGUGACGACUUCCCUCGGUGUGCUGAAGCAGAACCACGAGGCCAUGUUCUCUCCAUCUCUUCCCGAAGACAAGGUGCUCGCCAUCGAGAAGCUGGGCAUCAGCACCACUGAUAAGAUUUUCCUAGAGUUUGAGGAGCCCUUCUGGAGCCCAGAGUGCAACAGCAUCCAGUUCGUGUGGGAGGAUGAAGCUCAGCUCGAACAGCUGGCCUACCCCGAAGAUUUGUGGUACAAGAAAAUCUGCAGUUUCGAUGUCCUCUACCCACCAGAGCGCUAUGGCUACAUGCUAAGCGGCUGGAUCUGCGGCCAAGAGGCGCUGCACAUGGAGCGCUGCGAUGACGAGACAGUGGCUGAAACCUGCACCAAGCUGCUGAGGCGCUUCACAGAAAAACAAAGUUUUACAAUGGAAUCAGCUGAAUGACUCAGCUGUACUGCACCCUGAGAAAGUAUGUUACUUCGUUACAUUUUGUCACACUACAGUACAUCCACAAGCUUUAAUGUAUUUUAAUGUGAUUCCAUAUGAUUGACGAAUAAGGUAGAGGAUAACUGUCGAGUGGAAGAAACAUCACACACUGUUUCAGCAUUUUUCACAACUAAAAAGCAUAAAAAUAAAAUCCUGUCUAUUGUAUACUGUAUACAAUAGACAGGAUGUCAACUGCAUAUAGAGGGCAAUAAUAAAAUCAAAGCAGCCAAAAGUCCCGGCAGUAACUGGAGAAAUCAUGGACGUCCUCUCAGAUCGGAGAGUCUGUUUCUCUAAAGAACAUCUAUAAUGAUCACAGAUGCAGAACUGAACACUGAGUAUCGAUCACUGAGUAGAUAAGACAAGCCUUGUUCACAUUAUUGGAGGGUGAACAACUCAGGGAAAAGUAGCGUAAGGGCACCAACGUGAUUGCAACAGAACAUGUAACCUGUUCUCUGGGCUGAUUUACUGUGUGCUGAAUGACAGUAGGUCAGGAAGGAAGUACAGAACACGCACAAGUCUGGCUUCUUCCUCUGAACUGGGUCACAGUCCAAGUACAGAGGCUGUAUGUGUCACUUCAUGCUGAAGUCAGUGCACUUCCUAUUUAUGUGUAAUGUGAAUUACACAAAAGUCAUUCUCACACACACACACACAUAGAAAAAUUGUCUUUAUAAUGUAUCAAGUACAAAGCCACACAUGCUCACGUUCGCAACCCCCCCACACACACACUCCUCAAUUAGGUCAGUGUGUUUUUAUUUAUGCAGCUGUUGUUUAAUUACAUAUAUCCUCACCGGGGAGCCUCUGUUUGCACUCAAAGUUCUAAGCAAACGACUUCGACUCGUUGAACUUUAUCUUUCUUCGUCCACAGUGAUCAUGUGACAUACUGGCAUAUAAGCGACAAUAUGGCCACAGUUUUACAUCACUUUUUUUUUCAUCUGACUUGUCUUUGUCAAAAUACAAGAUUACAGCGUCAAUAUAUAAACUGAUUUUAUAUUAAGUUGCCAAAAACUGUACUCAAAUAACUUCAGUAGA
Xiphophorus couchianus (Monterrey platyfish) is the source of this 2627-nucleotide messenger RNA. RefSeq names its product spermine oxidase (gene smox). The record is from RefSeq and is a predicted model, not a curated record. Gene Ontology annotation, molecular function: polyamine oxidase activity. NCBI's taxonomy places the organism in Eukaryota, Metazoa, Chordata, Actinopteri, Cyprinodontiformes, Poeciliidae. Gene Ontology annotation, biological process: spermine catabolic process. The coding region runs from base 168 to 1556 and encodes 462 amino acids. The transcript has 6 exons.